GAAACUUUUUCCCAGCGCGUGCACAAAACCCGCCUUCCCCAGCCCAAACCCAUGCACACAUUGCCUAAUAAGGCUCCUGCUAACGCUAAGGCAUUAACUGGCCCCGCGUUUCUCGCUGUUGUGAGGGGCAGGGAAGUUUUAAAAACCCCACUUGGAUGGUGCAAUUGAGGAACUCUGCAGGAGGAGGAAGGGAGCUGGCUGAAGUUUCCUCCGGGUCUCUCUCUCUCCCCCAGGAGGCUUCCCAGAGCAGCCGCGGCAGAUCGCACUUUAACCAUGGGGGAUGUGAAACUGGUGUCAUCGACUCGUAUUUCCAAAACCUCUGUGACGCUGGAGCACUCAUCUCUCAGCCCCUCUGUCCCAACAGAAGCACCAGCAUUCAUUCUUCCUCCUAGGAAUAUCCGGGUGCUGCUGGGAGGCACGGCCAGAUUUGAGGGGAAGGUCAGGGGCUAUCCAGAACCUAAGAUCACAUGGUACAGAAAUGGACUUCCCAUCACAGAGGGAGAGUAUUACGUAGUGGACCGCAGCAUUCGAGGGAUUUUCAGCUUAGUGAUCAAAAAUGUGCAAGAGGAAGAUGGUGGUAAAUACACUUGUGAGGCUGCAAAUGAUGGUGGAGUUCGCCAGGUGACAGUGGAGCUAACUGUGGAAGGAAACUCCUUGAAGAAAUACAGCCUGCCAUCCAGUGCCAAAACCCCUGGGGGCAGAUUUUCUGUUCCGUCAGUGGAGAACAGGCCAAGCAUCUGGGGAGAAAGUCCACCAAAGUUUGCUACGAAACCCAACAGAGUCAUCGUGCGUGAAGGCCAGACAGGCAAAUUCUCCUGUAAAAUAACAGGACGACCACAGCCUCAAAUAACUUGGUUUAAGGGUGAUAUUCAGUUGCAGCAAAAAGAUCGUUUCAACAUGUUUGAGAAAUCAGGCAUCCAGUUCUUGGAAAUCCAAAAUGUUCGUCUGGCUGAUGCUGGAACUUAUACUUGUACCGUGAUGAAUAGCGCUGGGAAGGCAUCCGUGUCUGCAGAACUCAUGGUUCAAGGUUCAGAUAAGACAGACCUGUAUGUUCACCCAUUAUGCACUCCAACAAAAUCAACUUCCACUGCAACCAAAGCUAUUGAAAAUUCAGAAUUCAAACUGGCAACUAGCAAUGGGAUUGCUAAGGAACUGAAAUCCAGCAGCACUGGCCUCACAGCUGAAACCAAAGAGAGGACAGCAGUUAAGAAAGAGGCCUCUUCUAUCUCCUCCAAAGAAGCCAAGGACAAUAGACAACGACAGCUCAGAGAAACCAACACAGAACCUGCUCAGGAACCUAAAGGAGAAGCGAGGGGAUCUCAGGGCCUACAGAAAACUUCCAGUACCAUAACGCUGCAAGCCAUUAAAGUGCAACCAGAACCAAAGGCAGAAUCCACGGCCACUUCCACUGGACAGGAUGAGGACAGGAAAGGGGCCACACAGCCCCUGACGACAACUCGACAAACUGCGUCUCUCAUCAGACAAGCUGGUCCAAGGAGUAGGGAAGCAGAAAACAGAGUUGGAACAAGGAAGAGCACAACAGAGCAGAAGAGGGAGCCUCAGGGAGUCCCUCCGCAGUUUGAGAGCCGUCCACAAAGCCAGGAAGUAUUAGAAGGCCAGGAGGUCAAAUUCAAAAGCAAAGUUUCAGGGAAACCAAAACCAGAUGUGGAAUGGUUCAAAGAGGGAGCCCCUGUAAAAGGAAAAGAUGGCAUCCAAAUAUAUGAAGAGGAUGGAAUUCAUUGCUUGUGCCUGAUGAAAACCCACUUGGGAGACGGUGGAUCCUAUAGCUGUACAGCCUUCAACCCCAGGGGUCGAACGUCCACCAGCUGGGUGUUAAGUGUAAAAAGGCCUAAAGUUGAAGAGAUUGCUCCGAGGUUUUCCAGUGUCUUGAAGGGAUGUACAGUGAGCGAAGGGCAAGAUUUCGUGCUGCAGUGUUCUGUGGAAGGUACACCUGUGCCUCAGAUCACCUGGCUCCUCAACGAUGAACCAAUUCAGUAUGCCCAUUCCAUCUUCGAAGAUGGGGUUGCAAAGUUGACUGUACAAGAUGCUUUACCAGAAGAUGAUGGUGUUUAUACCUGUCUGGCAGAAAACAGCACAGGACGGGCAUCCUGCAGUGCUCAAGUCACUGUCAAAGAAAAGAAAAGCAGCAAGAAAGUGGAAAGCACACAGUCUGUCCAGACUAACAAGACCUUUGCACCAGUCUUCCUUAAAGGCCUGACUGACCUCAAGGUAAUGGAUGGAAGCCAAGUAAUAAUGACCGUGGAAGUAUCAGCUAACCCACCUCCUGAAAUUAUCUGGCUGCACAAUGGGAAAGAAAUCCAAGAGACAGAAGACUUUCACUUCGAAAAGAAAGGCAAUGAAUACAGCCUGUACAUCCAGGAGGUAUUCCCUGAGGACACGGGCAAAUAUACCUGCGAAGCAUGGAAUGACUUAGGAGAAACUCAGACCCAAGCAACUUUGACUGUACAAGAACCUCAGGACGGUAUUCAACCCUGGUUCAUUAGCAAACCACGAUCAGUGACAGCAGCUCCUGGACAGAAUGUCCUUAUUUCCUGUGCCAUCGCUGGAGACCCUUUCCCCACAGUUCACUGGUUUAAAGAUGGGCAGGAAAUAAUGCCGGGAGCAGGGUGUGAGAUCCUGCAAAACGAGGACAUCUUCACGCUGAUCAUGAGGAAUGUGCAGCACCGUCAGGCUGGACAGUAUGAAAUCCAGCUCAGGGUCACUGUGCUCACUCACCAUUGGCAAGGCCUUUCCUGAAGAUGUGGGCCAGUACAAAUGCAUAGCUGAGAAUGCAGCAGGGAGAGCUGAAUGUGCUUGCAAAGUGUUGGUGGAUGAUCCCUCACCUACAAAGACCCCAAAGUCUGCUGAGAAGAAGACCAAAAAGCCAAAGAGCUCGCUUCCCCCUGUACUCGCAACAGAGAGUGAAGCAACAGUGAAAAAGAAACCACCUCCAAAGACCCCCCCGAAGGCAGUUCUUCCCCCUCAGAUCAUUCAGUUUCCAGAAGACAGAAAAGUCCGUGCUGGUGAAUCAGUGGAACUGUUUUGCAAAGUAGUAGGAACGCCACCCUUGACUUGCACCUGGAUGAAAUUCCGAAAGCAGAUUCAAGAAAAUGAACACAUCAAAAUCGAGAAUGCUGAAAACAGUAGUAAGCUAACUAUAUCCUCAACGAAGCAGGAACAUUGUGGAUGUUACACUUUAGUGGUAGAAAACAAAGUGGGCAGCAGACAAGCACAAGUCAACCUCACAGUUGUCGAUAAACCUGAUCCCCCAGCCAGAAAACCCUGUGCCUCGGACAUACAAAGUUCUUCCCUCACUCUCUCUUGGUAUGGCUCUUCUUACGAUGGUGGAAGCGCUGUUCAGUCCUACACUGUGGAAACCUGGAACUCAGUGGAUAACAAAUGGACAAAUCUCACUACUUGCCGGAGCACUUCUUACAAUGUCAAGUCCCUGCUGGCUGACCGGGAGUACAAAUUCCGGGUGCGAGCUGCUAAUGUGUAUGGCAUAAGUGAGCCCAGUCAAGAAUCAGAACUGGUAAAAGUAGGAGAGAAACAAGAAGAGCCUAAAGAUGAAGCUGAGCUAUCCGAUGAUGAAGAGAAAGAAACAGAGGUUGACUAUCGGACAGUUACUAUAAAUAGAGAACAAAAAGUUGCGGAGUUCUACAAUAUUGAAGAAAGAUUGGGAUCGGGGAAAUUUGGACAAGUCUUUAAACUUGUUGAGAAGAAAACUGGAAAAGUUUGGGCAGGAAAAUUUUUCAAAGCAUACUCAGCUAAAGAUAAAGAAAAUAUAAGGCAGGAAAUCGGCAUCAUGAACUGUCUACAUCAUCCAAAACUUGUCCAGUGUGUAGAUGCCUUUGAAGAAAAAGCCAACAUCGUCAUGGUCUUGGAAAUUGUUUCUGGAGGAGAACUCUUUGAACGAAUCAUCGAUGAGGACUUUGAACUGACAGAAAGAGAAUGUAUUAAAUACAUGAGGCAGAUAUCGGAAGGAGUUCAGUAUAUCCAUAAGCAGGGCAUUGUCCAUUUGGACUUGAAGCCAGAAAACAUUAUGUGUGUCAACAAGACUGGGGCAAGGAUCAAACUCAUUGACUUUGGACUUGCAAGAAGAUUAGAAAGUACAGGUUCUCUGAAAGUUCUCUUUGGGACACCUGAGUUUGUGGCUCCAGAAGUUAUAAACUAUGAACCUAUUGGAUAUGCCACAGAUAUGUGGAGUAUAGGAGUUAUCUGCUACAUCUUGGUCAGUGGACUUUCUCCUUUCAUGGGAGACAAUGACAAUGAAACUUUAGCCAAUGUUACCUCAGCAACCUGGGACUUUGAUGAUGAAGCUUUUGAUGAAAUCUCUGAUGAUGCCAAGGACUUUAUCAGCAAUCUGCUAAAGAAGGAUAUGAAGAGCCGCUUAGAUUGUACUCAAUGUCUUCAGCAUCCUUGGCUGCAAAAAGACACCAAAAACAUGGAAGCCAAAAAACUUUCCAAAGAUAGGAUGAAGAAAUAUAUGGCCAGAAGAAAAUGGCAGAAAACAGGUCAUGCUGUCCGAGCCAUAGGGAGACUAUCCUCCAUGGCAAUGAUUUCUGGUCUGAGUGGAAGGAAGUCCUCUACAAGCUCACCUACCAGUCCUGUAAAUACAGAUAAAGUAGACCUGGAUGAUGAUGCUGCCAGGGCUUUCCUUGAAGCAGUGGCAGAGGAAAAACCCCAUGUAAAGCCAUAUUUUACUAAAACAAUCCUGGACAUAGAAGUUGUGGAAGGAAGUGCUGCUAGAUUUGACUGCAAAAUUGAAGGCUACCCUGACCCUGAGGUAAUCUGGUACAAAGAUGACCAAUCUAUUAAAGAGUCUCGUCACUUCCAGAUAGAUUAUGAUGAGGAUGGGAACUGUUCUUUGACUAUUUCUGAAGUUUGUGGGGACGAUGAUGCCAAAUACACCUGCAAAGCUGUUAAUAGCCUUGGGGAAGCAACUUGUACCGCUGAACUCCUUGUGGAAACAAUGGGAAAAGAAGAGGAGGAGGAGGAGGAGGAAGAAUGAAACAAGACGCAAAGGAAAAGAUAUUUGAAAAGUCACAUUAUAAAGACUAUAUCUCUAAAGCUCAGAAAACCAAGUUAUUAAAAACACCUAGUGUGAUACUUACAUCAUUGGGGGGAAGGUGUUGUUUUUUCAGCAUUAUCAGUUGAUACCUGUUUGUUUUCUUUAUGGGCAUUAAUUGGAAACAGCGGGCACUUUAAGUUGCUAUGGUGAUUGGAUUUAGUUUAAGUAAGUCGGUUGUUGCCCAGCCUAUUUUUAAUGUGAAAGUAUCAUACUUAAUCUACAAUUAUAACCUGAAUUUAUAAAUAUCCUAUUUAUUGAGCUCAUUCAUUUGCACCGUCACUCUCAUCAACCAAUACUAUAGCUGAGGUGGCUCUAUGAGAUCUACAUUUAUCUCUAUGCCCAGAAAUCUUUUAUCAAACACACACAAAGAUUCUAUUGGUCUUUAACACAAUUGAACCCUCCCAUAGUAAAGUCAUUCUUCACAUAAGUUAACUAUAAGGGAAGGUUACACUAUAACCAGCAUUGCAAUUUGCACGUUGUAAUAAAAUGAACCAAUCUUAGUCUUUCCUCCUCUUUAAAAUAGUUUCACUGUCUGACCUUUACACACACACACACACACACACACAAACACACACACUCUUAUCUCUUCCAAUUUGUUAUUAGUGUAUUACUAAUUCCACUAAUCCUAGACCUCCAUGAGUUUGUAUGAUCUGAUAUUUCUUUCCUGACCUUUAACCAAGUGAUUCUAAUUUAUCUACUUUCUCUUGAGGUGUCUGUUACCCUGGUACAGGUGCAGACGUCUGCUUUAGAAACAAACUGAAAAUGUAAAGAACCAGAAACCUUGUGGUUGUGCUUGUCAUUUUAAUAAAGAUUCAUGGUUCAUAUAAGUGCUGCUGGGAACUAUAGGUUAUUGUACAUCCAUUAACUUUGAUCUGUGUGUGGAAACCUAGUUUAGUUAAAAAUUUACUUGUAGUUUAUCUGGCCAUUACAAAACAGAUCUCAACUGAUGAUUAGCUGGAAAUUGCCACCGAUUUUUGGAGUAGCCGAAAAAAAAAAGAAGUUUGGAUUACAAGCUUCUUUAUACCAAGCAAUUACCAAAGAACCUUGUGUACCCUAUGUACUUGACAGUCUAGUUUUCAUCUUGAGCCUGUCAGGAAGGCUUUCGCCUUCACAUUUUUUUUUGCAAAAACAAAAAAUUCCAGAAAACGUGUCUCUUCUCAAAAGUGAUUAAUGCACUCAGACUGAGCAACUUUCCUUUACUCUCACACUAUUGGCACUUGUUAAUUCUUUUUGUUCAAGGGUAAUAUCAGAGGCCAUAAGAUGAUAUGCAUAAUCCAAUGAGAAUACAUUUCCAGUAUCUGUACAUCAUUCCAAAUGUGUGUUUUCCUUUAUUCCACUUUUUGUGUGUAGAGUACAACAAUUUUAAGUUUCAAGGAGUACCUUUUAAAAAAUUUAGUUCCUCAAAUUAAGGUAUCGAGUGUACUUUUAUGCAGAUGUAUAUGAUAUCAACUUUAGGAUGUUUGAUAUUACCUAGUUUUGUGUUUUAUAUUAUUUGCUCUUCUACAUGUCUUUAAAGUAACAAAUCAAGCUCAACUAAUGUGGAUCACACAAUGUUUUUUUAAAUAACUGCUUAGCUCUUUGUUGCUAGGUUCAAAUUGCCAGCACCAGCAUGUCUUUUCUUUUUAAAUGGGUAAAGAACUCUUGUUAUACUAAACACAAUAUUGCCACUACUCCUUAUAAGGAAAGAUUUUUUAAAUUUGAUUUAGAGCAUACAGAGUUUUCCUCACGUUUUAAAUGUGUUUAGGUAACAAUGAGGUGUCUUUUGUACCUUAAAAUAUGCUAAUGUUUCCCCAUUUUGUUAAACCAUCAGAAUUGGGAGAAAUGAGAACACUACAGAUGUAGUUACUCACAAUUUCUAAAUAAAUAAUACCACAAAGCAUGCUGUUUGUAUAA
Messenger RNA from Trachemys scripta elegans, 6964 nucleotides. RefSeq names its product myosin light chain kinase (gene MYLK). Lineage: Eukaryota; Metazoa; Chordata; Testudines; Emydidae. The record is from RefSeq and is a predicted model, not a curated record. Gene Ontology annotation, molecular function: protein binding; ATP binding; protein kinase activity. Gene Ontology annotation, biological process: protein phosphorylation.